Molecule: messenger RNA, 5253 nt
Organism: Hyalella azteca
Lineage: Eukaryota; Metazoa; Arthropoda; Malacostraca; Amphipoda; Hyalellidae
Product: unconventional myosin-Ie
Exons: 21
Coding region: 193-4041 (1282 amino acids)
Biological process (GO): actin filament organization; vesicle transport along actin filament
Cellular component (GO): plasma membrane; actin cytoskeleton; vesicle
Molecular function (GO): actin filament binding; ATP binding; microfilament motor activity
Source: RefSeq, a predicted model, not a curated record
UGUUUUUUAUUUCCCGUAGAGGUGUUAUCAUUCAUGAGAUUUUAUUUAUUAGUUGAGGCGAUUGAUUCGCUUCUAUAUACAAAGUGUAUACGGUGAAUUCACUGCUUUUGUAACGUGUGGUCUGUAAGGUGUUUAAUUUCUGAGACAAAAACAUAUUUAAGAAGCAUAGUGUGAGUGUAAACCGUUGUAAAAAUGCGUUUCUCAAACAAAACUACGACGGGUUCAUCGCUCUCGGCAAGCAGUCUCCCCGAUCCUAGGAAGGCUCUAGCCAUGGCCCUCCACGGCGCCCCCGCUCCCAAAACCUACAAUGACCCUUGCCAAAGAAACCACCACCCUAACGGCAACGGAUGUGCUGGUGAUCAACACGAUUAUUCUGCAGCCUGUCCAAGCAAGAACGGCAGUGGUGGCCACAACAAUAAACAAGAUCUUGGUGCAAAUAACUAUCCUAGUGGUAACAGCAAUGGUACGCAUAGUAAUGGUCGACAUGCAGAGCACACCCGACCUAGUGACCACAGAGCUUCCGGCGACCAAGUACCUCUUGCCAAGAAGUCGUGGAGCGAGUCGAAAUUAGGCGGAAUUUUUAGUGCUAUCGUGGAUGACAGGAAGACAGUCCGCAAGAAGAACGACUUCCAUGUUGUGCCAGAUGGCCGUACUAAGAUGUACCACUGGCAGAACGAAAAUGUGGGCGCCAACAAGGGCGGUAAGAAGAGCAGCGUGGACGACAUGGUGCUGCUCACCAAGAUCAACGAGGACGCCAUCACUGACAACAUCAAGCGUCGCUUCAUGGACGAUAUUAUCUACACGUACAUCGGGCCGGUGCUGGUGGCGGUGAACCCGUUCAAGCAGCUCGGAUGUUUCACGGAGCGCGAAGUGCGACUUUACCAGGGCGCCGCGCAGUACGAAGUCCCGCCCCAUAUAUUCGCGCUCGCUGACAACAUGUACCGCAACAUGCUUAUUGAUGGUGACAGCCAGUGCGUCAUUAUCAGUGGCGAGUCAGGAGCAGGCAAGACGGUGUCAGCAAAGUUCAUCAUGCAGUACAUGACGCAGAUCAGCGGGGGCGGCGCGCGUCUCCAGCACGUCAAGAACAUCAUCCUGAGCUCCAACCCGCUGCUUGAAGCCUUCGGCAACGCCAAGACUACGCGCAAUAAUAACUCAUCCAGAUUUGGCAAGUACAUCGAAAUCCAGUUCUCGCCGGGCGGGGAGCCGCUGGGCGGUAAGGUGUCCAACUUCCUGCUGGAGAAGUCGCGCGUGCAUUUCCUCAACCCCCACGAGCGAAACUUCCACAUAUUUUACCAGUACAGACACAUUAAAACUAAUAAAAAUGUUUUCCGCGCUCGAAUCCCGGAGCGUAUCACUUUUAUAACGGANGUGGACGGCGUCGACGACGACGCAGACUUCAGAGAGACCAUCAGUGCUAUGGAGGUGAUGGGCCUGCACCCUGAGCAGCGCAUGGACAUCCUACGCGUGGUGGCCGCCAUCCUACACAUGAGCAACAUAUCCUUCGUGGAGGAGGGCAACAACGCUCAGGUCAUGGAGCCUAACUACCUGGAGUUCCCGGCAUACCUGCUCGGCAUCGACGCAGGGCUGCUGUGCCAGAAGCUCAUCAGCCGCAACAUGGACAGCGUGUGGGGCGGCAGGACGGAGCGUGUCGAGGUCACGUUUAACCAGGAGAAGGCGCAGUUCGCCAGGGACGCCUGGGCCAAGGGGCUAUAUGCCAGACUCUUCGAGUUCAUCGUCGCCGUGGUGAACAAAGCCAUGGCCACGGAAGCGAAGGAUCUGAACAUCGGCAUCCUGGACAUCUAUGGCUUUGAGAUCUUCGACCGCAACGGCUUCGAACAAUUCUGCAUCAACUACGUCAACGAGAAGCUGCAGCAGAUCUUCAUCGAGCUCACGCUUAAGAGCGAGCAGGAGGAAUACGCCUCAGAGGGCAUCACGUGGAAGCCCAUCGACUACUUCAACAACGCGGUGGUGUGUGAGCUGAUCGAGGCCAAGCGUCCCGUGGGCAUCAUGUGUGUCCUGGACGACACGUGCGCCACCAUGUCCGCCGUGUCGCAGGGCGCCGAUAGCGACUUCAGGAACAAGAUGGACUCACAGUUGCGGACGAACCCUCACUACUCCGCCUUCAAGGACGGCUUCACCAUCAAGCACUACGCGGGCUCUGUGUCCUACCACGUCGAGGGAUUCUGUGAGAAGAACAGAGAUGUUCUCAACGUCGACAUUAUCGAGGCGAUGCAGACGAGCAGCAACGCGUUCAUCCGAAGCCUGUUCCCUGAGAACGUGUCAGAGAUGAGCCGCAGCCGCCCCACCACCGUGGGCAGCAAGAUCAAGACGCAGGCCAACGCCCUAGUGGGCACCCUCAUGCAGUGUGUGCCACACUACAUACGAUGCAUCAAACCCAACGAGACCAAGAAACCCAGGGACUGGGAUCACGACAGAGUCAGGCAUCAGGUGGAAUAUCUCGGCCUGAAGGAGAACAUCAAAGUUAAGCGCGCAGGGUUCGCCUACCGCCGCCCCUUCCAGAAGUUCCUGGCGCGCUACGCCAUCCUGACGAAGGAGACGUGGCCGCACUGGGGUGGUGCCCCCCACGAGGGCAUCUCCAUCAUCAUGCGUCAUGUUAACAUGGACCACACGCAGUACCAGCUCGGCAAGACCAAGCUCUUCAUAAAGGACCCCGAGUCGCUGUAUAUGCUGGAGGAGUCGCGGGAGCGAAAGUUCGACCACUACGCGCGCGUCAUCCAAGCUGCCUUCAAAAAACAUUUCAGCAAGAAGCGGCAGCAGUGCGAGAAGGAGGCGGCCGCGGCGAUGCUGCAGGGGGAGAAGGAGCGGCGCCGCUGCAGCCUCAACAGGAACCACUACGGGGACUACCUGGGGGUGCUGCUCAAGCCUGGCCUGUGCUUCCUGCUGCAGGUUUUGUUUUCGUUGACGGUGGACAAGUUCGACCGCAAGUUCCGGGCGCAGAAGCGCGACAUGAUCGUCACGGAGAACACCAUGUGGCUCAUAGGGCGCGAGAAAGCCAAAGCCGGGCCCUACAAGGGACAGUUCAUCGAGGCCGUCAAACGACAGAUUCCUCUUCAGAAAAUUACUGAGAUCGAGUUGUCCUGCUGCCAGGACGACCUGCUGCUGCUGCAUGUCACGGACGACUACUCGUCGCUGCUGCAGGUGCCACUCAAGACCGAGCUGCUGCUGGUGCUGUCCCGCGCCCUGACUGCCUUAGGCCACUCCCAGCUCCGGGUCUCCUUCUCCAACAGCCUGAGCUACAACGUGCGCAAGACAGGCUGGGGCGGUGGAGGCACCCGAAAAAUUGUCUUCAACAACAGCGGUGCGGGCGAACAGUGUGAACUGAAGAGCAAUCUGGCCACGUCCACUCUUACCGUAUCCAUUGCCAAAGGCCUUCCCCCUAACUCCAAACCUUCCGUUGCUCUUGUGGACCCGGAAGUACGAGUGCUCGCCGCGCGCUUUAGGGAAAGCCAGCCUCGAAGAAGUGUUCCCAAUACGCGUGUUAGCAAUAACUCUAAUGCCGUACAUUCCAAGCCUCCUUCGUUCAACAAUAGGCCCACAACCAAUAAUAAUAACAACAACAUUCACUCCAAAGCGCCGACAUACAGCACUAACAACAACAAGUUCCAACCACAAGUUCCCAAUAACAAUUCUGUGAGUAACCAGUCUAAAGUUUCUAGUCAGCGGGAGACAAGUACCGCAAAGGCCUCAGCCGGAGGUUUUAGAAUGCCGACUCUAACACCCGUGGCUAACCGUGGUGGUUCUCAACCGGGCGGCAACCGACCCCCGCCUCCCGAAGGUCCUGCCCCUGAAAACCAACCGUCCAUUGCCCCAAGGGCGCGCCCCGCCCAACCUCUCAAACCUAAGCCUGUCAUCCCCAAAGUCAAGGCUCUGUACGACUACGACGCCCGAGACACGGACGAGCUUUCCUUCAAGGCGGGCGAUGUGCUGGACCUCGUCAAAAUAGACCCCACAGGAUGGUGGACGUGUCGAUACAAAGGGAAGGAAGGCUUCGCGCCCGGAAACUAUGUUGAAAAAAUAUGAAAUUCUAACCUAAUUACUUAGUUAAAAUUAAGCAAAUUACCCUAUAAUUCAGCCUAGACAUUUUAUAAGUGAGACCCUUAGCUCGUGUCUCGAUUUUUAUUUCAGCUUCUGUGACUUGGUUUAAGUUUUUUUACAAACUUUAAUAGCUUUCCAUGUACAAAGUUUAAUGCAUUAGGAGUGGUCUAUGAUGGUUGAUUUCUAGUGUAAAUGGUUGAUUCCUGGUGUAAAUUCCAGUUGAAACACAAGAUUGUGGGAGAAUUUAUUAAAAAUCUUAAGUGAUUGACAGGAAGGCGUCCUACGAACAAACCUAGUCAACCGCUCUCAUGUUCUCUUAGUGAAUGAAGAACUAACAGCGUUUUCUAAUGCCUGCCUUUGUGUAACAUUUUCCGAAUUUUGCUAAAAAAUACUGUUGAAAGUUGUGUAUUUUAUGAAAUUUUUAUGAAAGUUAGUAAUAAAAAGAAACUCCAUUUAAGUGAACUUCAGCCGAACGAUCCCUCGUUGUUAGUUGAAGUUAAACAAAUGCUAGUUAACGCUCUGCUGUAACAGCUUCUGUGAAGUGCUUAACUGAAGUGAAAAGACUGAACUCUGAGAAAAAUGAGUGUGACAUUGUCCUAAUAACGAUGGACUUUCCUGACCCAGUUGGGCCCGGCAAUGGGACGACGUAUCAGUGCUACGUCUACUCUCUACUGUUGGUGUGGGUAAGAAAGCCUGUCAUUAUUUGGGCAACAUGACCCAUGCAUUUUUUUUGGUGCAGUUUUGAACUACAUCGAAUCCUUUCAUUUUCAAUGACCUCUUCUUGUUGAAUCUGUUGUUUGCGAUGCCAGCUUCAUAAUAUUUUCACAUGUCUAAUAAUUUUUGUUAUGUAAUAUUGCUUGGUGUCGCUUAGUCUGUCGGAUGAAAAUUCUCAGAUUACUAAUUGUUUAAUAAUAACAAUGAAGUCACGGAUGAUCGAGACUGGCAAAUUACCGGCAAAUUUACUCUUACAUAUACUAAUGUCGUGGCUUUUCUUCAGAUAUUUUAAAUAUUUUAUUGCUUGAAAGUAAGAACAUAGUUUCGAGGUGAGUUCUUCCAAGCUUCGAUGCCCAUUUGAAGAAAAGAUCUAUUUACUGUGAAAAGUUCACUAAUGUCCUAAAAGCUGUCAAGUUCAUCGCAUUCCUACCUUGAAUUGAUGCGUCAUUUAUUAGUGCUUGAAAUAAAUGUGUCAUGAUUUAU